This is a messenger RNA of Drosophila innubila, 2076 nucleotides long. RefSeq lists its product as uncharacterized. The transcript is spliced from 5 exons. The coding region runs from base 219 to 1916 and encodes 565 amino acids. Lineage: Eukaryota; Metazoa; Arthropoda; Insecta; Diptera; Drosophilidae. The record is from RefSeq and is a predicted model, not a curated record.
UGACGACAUGAUAGAAAAUUGACUACAAAUACUAAAUUUUAUAAAUCACCUGUUGCUAAUUGUUAAAUUAUAUUUGAUUUCGACUUUUAUUGAUCAAUAACUCUUCAAAAUUUUCAUACUUGUCUGAUAGUUAGUUAAAGUGGCAAAAUAUGCAUAACCCAGCAGCGGUAAAGUGAACAGCUGUUUACAAUUGUUUUGAUAAGAAAAACUGCGUAAGAAUGCAACGAACGCCUCAUCUUUGGCAAUGUUUGGGCAUUGCCAGUCGGUCAACCUUCAGAAUUAGGCAAUUUCAUAGCAGAAGGCUAGCUGCGCAUCAGAAUCAGAGCAAGCCUAGUCGCAGUUGGAAGACUUUCCCCUUCGGGCGUGUGGGCUUUGCUCUGAUUGGAGCUGGAGCACUUGGAUACGAUGGGAUUGUUAACGAUUUUACCUAUGCCGGAUCGUCGGUGCGUUUUGUGCGCUCUGUUAAAACAGCGAUAUUAAUAGCCAUCGAUUAUCUGGGACUGGACGAGAAUGAUGCCGAAUAUAACACCAAGAUAAAGGCUUUGCAUCAGAAGAGUGCCAACAGAUUAUUGGAAACCUGUCUGCUUAAUGGUGGUCUCUACAUCAAAGUGGGCCAAGGAUUUGCGGCCAUUAAUCACAUAUUGCCCGUGGAGUACACCAGCACGCUAGCAAAGCUGCAGGACGAAUGUCUGACGACCUCAAAGGCCGAUAUACAGAAGGUGUUUCGUUCUGACUUUGGCCAGUUGCCCGAGGAGAUGUACAAAGAAUUUGAUUACAAACCCGUGGCGGCUGCCAGCUUGGCCCAGGUGUUUAGGGCAAGGCUACACAGCGGCGAGCAGGUGGCCGUCAAAGUUCAGUAUAGCGAUUUGCAGAAGCGUUUCAUCAGCGACGUGGCCACCAUUAUCUUUCUGCAGGAUAUGAUCGAACUUGUCUUUAAGAACUACAAUUUCGGUUGGAUUAUGAACGAUCUGCGCAAGAAUCUUGUGCAGGAACUCAACUUUGUGCAGGAAGGCCAAAAUGCUGAACGUUGCUCCGAGGGACUACAAAAAUUGAAAUAUGUUGUGGUGCCCAAGAUCUAUUGGCCACAGACGAAAACGCGCGUGCUCACAAUGGAAUGGAUGGAGGGCUUUAAAAUCAGCGAUGUGCCUGAGAUUAAGAAGCAAAAAAUGAGUCUAGUUGACAUUGACAUGAAACUCUACAAUGUGUUUGCCGAGCAAAUCUUUCACACUGGAUUCGUACAUGCUGAUCCACAUCCCGGCAACAUCUUUGUGCGUAAAAAUGCGCAAAGUGGCAGCGCAGAGAUUAUAUUGUUGGAUCAUGGUCUCUACGAGGAGCUCCCAGCUAGCGUGCGUGGUCCACUUUGUGAGUUCUGGGAGGCAACAGUGCUGAGGGACGAAGCGAAGAUGAAGGCGGCUGCUACCAGAAUUGACAUUGUCGAAUAUGUUAAAUUUGCCGAAGUGCUAUUCCAGCAGCCCAUACGUAUGCAAAGUGGGCCAAUAAAGAGCAAACUGUCCCAAGAGGAACUCGAGCAUAUACGCAAGGUAGCCAGGGAAAACUUUGAUGUCAUCAUGAGCACCCUCAAGGAAAUGCCGCGCAGCAUGCUCUUCGUGAUACGCAAUUUGAAUAUUGUGCGCUCCAUUGGCGAUAUGCACGGAAAUGUAGUGAAUAGACCACAAGUCAUGGCUCGCUAUGCCCAACGUUGUCUCUACGAGCGUAAUAUGAGAUCACCGAUCCAGUACAUGCGUUGGUUGUGCCGUCGCAUUUAUUUUGAGUACUGCCUGUGGAUAACUUCGUUACGACCAAUUUUAAUGAAUUAUUAUCUGAAUUUCUUGUAUCUUGUGGGACGUGCGCCGGAAUCGGCAAGGACACUAAUGCGUGACGUUAUGCAACAGGACAAGCUAAGCCAGUUGCACUAGCUUUAAAUUAGCACAUUCUUAAAGUCAAAUAUGUUCAGUUAAGUCAAAUUCGCAUAUGUUACGAAUACGUAAUAUUUAUAACUGUCGUGUUUAAUAAUUGUGAUUCGCUUGAUGUCAAAGUUGCUAGAUAGAUUGAUUAAAACUUUCAACUUUUAUAUUU